Molecule: messenger RNA, 1233 nt
Organism: Umbelopsis ramanniana AG
Lineage: Eukaryota; Fungi; Mucoromycota; Umbelopsidomycetes; Umbelopsidales; Umbelopsidaceae
Exons: 4
Coding region: 324-890 (188 amino acids)
Source: RefSeq, a predicted model, not a curated record
CGGCAACUUCCAGUGUCUCCUGCAGAAGUGACAGUAGUGGCUUGGGGAAAUGGUAAAUUUGGUAGAAGAAAGGGACAGCCACCAAAGCCAAAUGAAGCUUCGAGGAACUACGUUGCGAAAUGCGCAAUUGUUCUGGAUGAGUACAAGACGAGCCAUGCCCAUGUGGGAGACAAACCUUUCCCUAUGAGGUAUUGUAACUGAUUAACCAAUGAAAUUUUCAACAAUACUUUGUAGCUAUGGACAUUCCAUCAGCUUCAUGUUUGCUAGAAAAAAGUUAAAAAGCCAAUCGAUACAAAACGUGCAAUUAUCUUUGGAAGACUUUGAUGCAUCUGAAAUUGAACAAUCUUUUCAGGAUCGAAAUCAACCUUCCUACGCCAAAAACAGCCAAUAUUAAACAAUAUGAAAAAUAUUUGAGAUAUGUGCUUCUCCAUCUUGAAACCAUCCUUUCUUUUUAUCAUUACGAUCGCGGUAUAGCCAGGUUCCACAAUUAUAUAGGGCGACAGAGAGCCCGCGAAGAAAUGGUGAAUGUCUUUGCGAAUGGUGGUAAAAAAUACAACGCAGAAAAUCGAAAAAACACACGGAAAAACCGUCGAAGACGAAAGAAAAACAGGAAAGGGAAUACUAAACAUGCAUUACCCACAGGUCCAAGAGAAUCCACCGCACGCAGAACACUGGGCACAAUGCAAGGUCCCCAACAUUGGAAGCCACUAACGCUCCAGAUACCUUUUGAACCACGGCCUGUCGCCCCUAUUAUCGCUUUUGGUGACGCUAUGUUUGGCAUUAAAAACCAUUCUCAUCUCAAGGGCAAGCCAGUCGGUCUUGUUAACGUUCUUAUGGAAGAUGUUGAACCGCGGAAAGAGAUUGGGAAAGCUUGUUGUCGUCCCGAUUGAGGAAUACCUUAACUUCGCAGAUUUGUAACAAAUGCAAUGAGCGCAGUCUUAGCAAGGUCAAAACAGCUGAUGACAUCUCACACCAUGGUGUUGUAGUAUGCAAAAACUGCAAGAUACUUUGGCAAAGGGAUAUCAACGCUAGCAAUAAUAUGUUUCAAAUUGCAACAAUCUAUCCGGGCCGGUGACCAACGUCCAAUUGCUUUCGCAAGGCCGCCUGCACAGCAACCACUACAUCAUAUCGCCACUACGAAUGUGAUUUCUCUUCCUAGUGAAGAUGAUUAAGAUAUUUACAGCCUCAAAACUGUAUUUGUUUGAAUCUGUUUCUCCUCCUGCCAGUUACUAA